This is a messenger RNA of Armigeres subalbatus, 381 nucleotides long. RefSeq lists its product as uncharacterized. The transcript has a single exon. Bases 1 to 381 code for a protein of 126 amino acids. NCBI's taxonomy places the organism in Eukaryota, Metazoa, Arthropoda, Insecta, Diptera, Culicidae. The record is from RefSeq and is a predicted model, not a curated record.
AUGAAUCAGCUGCCAGACAACAAGAAUUAUCUGAAUCUAAUCGGAGGUCUGCUGUAUGUAUCGCCAAGACGAGGCCGGAUAUCCAUUCCGGCACAAAAAUCGAGCUAUCCAAAUCAGCAAGAUUGGAACAAGGCGAAACGAGUAUUGCGUUACAUAUCAAUAACAAGUGACCACAAGCUGCACCUAGGUUCAUCUGAUGAUGGGCUACAAAUGUUCGUUGAUGCCGACUGGGCCGGAAAUAACCGAGAUCGGAAAUCAAACUCCGGUUACCUACUACUAUUAGCAGGCGGUGUCAUUACAUGGAGCUCCAGGAAGCAGAGUUGCGUGGCAUUGAGUUCCACCGAAGCGGAAUUCGUUGCACUUGCCGAAGGGUGCCAAUAG